Myxocyprinus asiaticus (Chinese sucker) is the source of this 3647-nucleotide messenger RNA. RefSeq names its product G2/M phase-specific E3 ubiquitin-protein ligase-like. The coding region runs from base 341 to 2449 and encodes 702 amino acids. The record is from RefSeq and is a predicted model, not a curated record. The transcript is spliced from 14 exons. Lineage: Eukaryota; Metazoa; Chordata; Actinopteri; Cypriniformes; Catostomidae. Gene Ontology annotation, cellular component: nucleus. Gene Ontology annotation, molecular function: ubiquitin-protein transferase activity.
CCAACCGAAAGCAGGCGGAGGCGGAUUUUCACGGGGAGAGGGAGUUUUAAAUUUGUAUAAUGCAAUUUACACACACGUAUUGCUUGGAUAUAUUUUAUUACAAUUAGGCUAUCUUUUAAUGUCUAUAUGAGUAUGUGUUCUAUCUUUUAAACCGAAAUAACAAUUGUAUAUUUCUUACUCUGAUAACACUGAAGUGAAUGCAAUGGCAGUUAGUGAGUUAGCAGCAGACUGCUAAUUGUUGGCGUAUUUUUGCACAUGUCACAGCGAUCAUUUUAACAUUUCUUUACGUUUUACUUUCUGAUCGCUGUUUAACAAACUAAUAAUAAGAGCGAAAAAAGAGAUGGGUACUGAGGUAAAAGAGAUAAAGGACGAUAGCGAUCUCAUUUGUGUACUUUGUAAGCGGCCCGACAACAUUCCAGAAAAAUAUGGGGAGAAGAUCACUGUUGAACAGCACAAACUGACUGUCCACUAUUUCUGUUUGCUGGUGUCUAGUGGAGUAUUUCAGAGAGGAAAAGAGGAUGAAGGCAUACUUGGUUUUCUUGUGGAUGACAUCAAGAAGGAGAUUCGCAGAUCUGCGAGGCUGAAAUGCACGCACUGCAAAAAAAAUGGUGCUUCAGUGGGGUGCUAUGUCAAAAGCUGCAGACAAGUGGUCCACCUGCCUUGUGGAAUCGAGCAGGAGUUUAUUUUCCAGUUCAAUGGCUCGUUUCCGUCUUACUGCAAAAAACAUGCACCUACUCAGGUCUGUGUGUCCAGCCCCAGUCUGCCACUGUCCUGCUCUGUGUGUCUGGAACCCACUGAACCUAUUCUCUCCUUUAAUGUGCUCAAGUGUCCUGCAUGUCAUGGAAGCUGGUUUCACAGGGAUUGUGUACAGCAACAUGCAUACAGUGCAGCCAUGUUUUUCUUCAAAUGCACACUUUGCAAUAACCAGGACCAGUUCCAGCAAGAAAUGCUUAGAAUGGGUAUAUAUAUACCAGAGAGGGAUGCAUCAUGGGAACUAGAGGAAAAUGCAUAUAGGGAAUUAUUGCAGGUGUACCAGCACUGUGAUGCUGCAAAGUGUCGCUGUUCUGGAGGUCGUACACAGAGUUCACAGUCAGGGCCUUUUGAAAUCAUUCUUUGUAAGUUCUGUGGAUCCAGCGGAACUCAUCGAAAGUGCUCCAACCUCAGGCUUUAUGAUACCGACUGGGGCUGUGCUGACUGUAAAGCUGUUGUUGAGGGGAAAAAGUCAGUGCCUUUGCCAAAUUAUGUUACAUCACCACUGGCUAAAAGGCAAGAGAGGAAGAGGCUGUUGCAAAAUAUUUCAGACCUUCACUCUUCACUCAUCACAAAAAGGCAGUGUGUGUCAGCCACUUCUCCAGAGAUUUUAAUGGAUCUGGCCUGUCAGAUUUCACAGCAGCAUUCCAUAGAGGUGCUAGUGGGAGAUGAUGUUAAUGAGGUGCUGGAAGCAGCUCUGCGGGUUCUGCGGCAAAGUGACUUUAACCCGUGCUACACUCUUUCUGUAAAAUUCUCCAAAGACAAUCUGAACAACAACGUUAGGAAUCAGCAUCUGUUCCUCAAUGGCCUCGUUCAAAACUUACAGAUGUCAGAAAUCUUUGAGGGACCUCAUGGAGCUAAAAACCUGGUUCUGAAUUCAAAAGCCCUGAGGGAUGAUCUUUACUUUGAGGUUGGUAGCCUGCUGGCUCUCUCUUUGGUUCAUGGUGGUCCUCCCGUGGGCUUCUUCUCUCCAGCGCUGUACCAUAGUCUGUUCCACUACCCCACAGACUACAGGCCUACUUUAGAAGACCUGGGAGACACUGCUUUUGCACAUAAAAUCAGAAGGAUUGCAGAAGCAAACUCCAUGAAGGAGUUGAAAUACGCAAUGCAGUCAGCAUCACAGUAUUUGGAAGUAGCAGGCUGCUGGCGAAAGAUCGGCAAACUGUCUGAGAAAGACAUGUUGGUGGAGGAUGUUCUAAAUUUUUACCUGAUCAUCAGAGUGCAGCUGCCUCUUCAAAGAUUUCGUGAGGGUCUGAGGACACUAGGACUGUUUGAGCGAGUUCAGAUGUGUGCAGAGGGUUUCUAUUCGGUUUUCUGUGGCCCCAUGGAGAGGCUGACAGCUGAAUCCAUGAUGGAGCUCUUCACUGCCCAACUUUCAGAGGAGAACGAACAACAAGCAAAGGAGCACACAACCAUAAGCUUUUGGAAACAGUAUCUACAUGAGUGUGAGGGAGGCCGGUGUGCAGCGUCACUUGAGGAUGUUCUAACGUUUGCCACUGCUACAGAUGUGAUUCCUUCCAUUGGAUUCAACCCGGCUCCGUCUCUUUCAUUCCUAAACUCGCCAGACACUUCCUGUGCCUUUCCUCAGAGCAACUGUGACACCAAUCAUCUCAUUCUGCCAAUACUACCUUCUUAUGAGAUCUUCAAGAAGCACUUGGAUUACACUGUGUGUCAGUUUUCAGUUAUGCAGGCCACUUAAAGAAACUCUUCCUCCACUCUGUGGAUAUUUCAGUAGAUUCAUGGUGUAGAUUUACCCAGUGAUCUACAAUGGUGCUAAAUAUCUAUGUUUCUAAUUAUUGGAGUUAUUGAUUAUUGUUAUAUGAACAGUAUUUUUCACUGUAGCUCACAGCAGCAUUACUUUGAUUACCAUGACCAUAGGUUGCUCCUUACCCAAUUUAACCUUUCACAUUCAUCAGAAGCUUCUAGCAGUUAUUUGGCAGUAAAUUGGAAUUUCUAAACAGAAAAUACAGAUGAUGUCCUGGCACUGUUACAGUUUGCUAAUAUUUACAUUAAUAACUGCAACCAGUCAGCAGUUGUCACAUUUCAUAGGAAUUCUCAGUUAUGAGGCAAUGCAAGUUCUUUACAUUCUUAGACUUAUGUUAAGGUUCUGUAUUCUUUGUGCAUUUUCUAAAGAAUAGUUGCAUUUUUUUUUUUUUCUCAAAGAAGAGAUGUUCUUUCUAUUGUUAAUUGCUGUAAAUUUGGUCUUUAUAGUGAGAUCUUAAAAGUACUUGAAAACUUGUAAUUUAUGCAAAUGCAUGUACACAAAUGGCUCUACAAUAAAUUGUCUCUUUGGUGUCAGCUAAAUGUUCCUAGCUAUACAUUUCAGAGGUGCACAGGUUUUAGUUAGUAGUGCAACCAAAGUUUAAAUUGUUGAAUAGGUAGUGUUGUAUGUACUUACAGCACGUGUACUAGGCAGCGAAGAGAAUUUGAUUUUCACACAAGAAAGGUUCACAUUGUAGUCUAAAAACUGAUAGCAAUUUCCAGGUAGCCACAAGAUUGAGCAAUUGUUCAUUUUGUCAUCAUUAUUCGCCAACAUCCAGUUGCCCCACAAUAGACAAGAUAAGAUGUGGUCUACGAUCUUUUUAAUAGCUUUAUACAGUGCAUUUCUUUGAAGAGAAGGUAAGUCUAUCCCUCACAGCUUUGUUUUCAUUCCUGUAAAAAAAUCAAAGAUAGCGCUGCUGUGAAUAAGGUCUAUGAAUUUGAGUCAGCUGUUGCUGAGUUCUAUGUUCUCAAUUUGUUUGUCCCUGAGACUAUUGUAGCAAUCAUACACAAGCAAUGUAUAUAUUUUUCACAUGUAUAGUUUUCUAUUUUUCCUGUUUUUGUUUAAGAGUAUACGAUGGCUUGCCUGUUCUGUAACUCAUAAUUUAUUACAUUCUUUCCCUUUACAGUUACACUCA